ACUUCCGCGUAACCCGAAGCAGUCUUGACUUCCUCAAAGGGAGUGACAGCAAAGUGCAGACUAGCUUCGGUAAUUUUUCCACUUCAAUUUAGUACCAGGUGUUGUAUCUGCAUUCCACUUUUACCCUCGCCAAUGUCCAAGCCCCCUCCCAAGCCGGCCAAGCCAGGCCAAGUCAAGGUGUUCAGAGCUGAGUUCACCUUUGACCCCAGAACGCCCGAUGAGCUUUACUUUGAAGAGGGAGACAUUCUCUACAUCUCUGAUACGAGUGACAGUAACUGGUGGAAAGGAACAUGCCGAGGGAGAACAGGACUUAUUCCGCGCAACUAUGUGACAGAGCAGGCAGAGUCUAUCGACCACCCGAUGCAUGAGGCGGCCAAACGAGGGAAUCUUUCCUGGUUGAGGGAAUGUGUGGAGAACAGGGUGGGAAUCAACGGCUUGGACAAGGCAGGCAACACUGCCCUCUAUUGGGGAUGUCAUGGAGGACAUAAAGAUGUGGUGGAACUGCUGCUAAGCCAGUCCAGUGUGGAACUCAACCAGCAGAAUAAGCUUGGGGACACUGCUCUGCACGCUGCUGCUUGGAAGGGUUAUUCUGACAUUGUCGACAUGUUGCUCAACAAAAAUGCGAGAACAGACAUCCGGAAUAACGAGAACAAGUUGGCGCUGGAAAUGGCCACCAAUGCACAGUGUGCGUCGCUGCUCAAGAGGAAGCUGGCAAGCACUAUUACCCGCUCGCACAGCAAUGCUGAGGAGUAUUUGGAUGACGAAGACUCAGACUGAGGAGGCGGAGCCCGUCAAGGUUUGAUCACCGACUAAUAAAUGGACCUUGUCACCUCCUUCAGCCUGGUUGUUACAGUGCAGUAACUCUAUUUUGAGAAAAGCCCACAAUAUCAUAGUAGUGCAAAUAGAAAAUUGAAACAAUGAAUGGUCUCUAGAGUGUUGCGGAAAAAAGGACCAAAACUGCAUCACCACAUUAACGCCACACUUUCAGGCUUUGAUUUGUAUGUGUGUGUGUAUAAUAAGAUUGUAUUUGCUUCUUUGUCAAAUUAAGAAAACUGUCAUGCCGCAUAUUUCUAAACGCUAAAAAAUUAUCCACUGCACUUCUUGCAUUUUUAAAUGGCACGCAAGACAAAAACAAAAGUUAAGUAAUAUUUUUUUUCCCGAACACAUGACCAAAUAACCAUCACCUUUUCUGCUUUGUGAUUGCUAAUUUGAAAUUGAAGAAUGAACGAUGAAAAGAUUUAAAAGUCUUAAAUUCUGUCAUGGGAACAAAGUCUUGUUGCUUUUAUGAGUAAUGUUCAUGGAAAAACCAAAGUGCCUUUUGUAUGUGUAAGCGACUCAAGUGUCUUGUUGGUGGCUGUGAAUUAUUUUCUUACAAAACACUUUAUUUCUACCUGCUUCUUCUAUUUGAAAUUAAAAGCGUUUUAACUUAAAUUGUUGUCAG
This is a messenger RNA of Corythoichthys intestinalis (scribbled pipefish), 1441 nucleotides long. RefSeq names its product osteoclast stimulating factor 1 (gene ostf1). The coding region runs from base 133 to 777 and encodes 214 amino acids. Gene Ontology annotation, molecular function: protein binding. The transcript is spliced from 10 exons. Gene Ontology annotation, biological process: signal transduction. Lineage: Eukaryota; Metazoa; Chordata; Actinopteri; Syngnathiformes; Syngnathidae. The record is from RefSeq and is a predicted model, not a curated record.